AUGGUUUUGUCACUUUGACGAUGACAAUUACGUUAACGUGCCUCGUUUGCUAAAGUUAUUGGACAACUACAAUCCUCGAGAGGACUGGUAUCUUGGCAGGCCGUCGAUACCAAAUCCAUUAGAGAUAGUAAAGGGUGGAGAUUCCACGAAAAGACCGCAAAAAGUCCGAUUCUGGUUCGCCACGGGUGGCGCCGGUUUCUGCAUCAGCAGGGCGCUUGCUCUCAAAAUGAUACCAGUGGCUGGAGGUGGCAAAUUCAUUACAGUAGGCGAUAGGAUAAGACUGCCAGAUGACGUAACAAUGGGUUAUAUAAUUGAACAUUUGUUGAAGAAACAACUCACCGUAGUAGAGCAGUUUCAUUCGCACUUGGAAAUACUCAAGUUCCUUAACAAAGAUACGCUGCAUAAUCAGGUAUCAUUCAGUUAUGCCAAAGGUCCUAAAGAUGAAUGGAAUGUAGUAAAAAUAGAUGGUUUUGAUAAGAAAAAAGAUCCAAGCAGGUUCAAAUCUUUACAUUGCUACUUAUUUCCUGCAGCGUCUAACUGUCCGCGAAGAUGAUGGUUCUUACGGCGAGGCAGAGGCCACUACGCUUCUCAUCGAUAUAAUCGUCAGUAGUAACUCAUUCUUAUUGACAUUCGUGAUGGCCACUACGUUUUCUUGGCAAAAAGCUGUUAGCAGAAAUCUUGUAUAAAGAAAAUAUAUUUAUACAUGGAUUUUCGAAGUACGAACGAGCUUAUUUUGAUCGAAUAAACGACUAUAACGAAAAUACGAAAAAAAUUUCUUCGUGUCUUCGUUAUUAAGUUAAUUCAUUGUACUCGUUAGUGGUUGAUAAUUUUUUUUAUCUAUUUUCUUUCAAUUUUUUUGCAUUACGAAGAAACGUUUGUAAAUACUCAUGUAUACUAAAGUUGUAUCUUCUGUUAAUUGAAAUUAAAUUUUAUGUGAGUAACUUUGUAAAAAGUCAUUCGCAAUGUGAAUAAUCCUUGAUUUUAGUAAAAGUUUAAUCAAAGACAUUUUUUCUAAACGUUGCAAUUGUUUAGAAGGUAAUAGUAAUUGAAACAAUAUUGAAAUAAAUUUCUAAGCACAUCUUAGCACAUCUAAGCGCAUUUAGAAAAUUUAUGUAUUUAGGUUUCUUAAGUACGCGUAUUUAUUUUAAAAAGUACCAUAAAAUACAUUCUAUCUAUUCAAAGUAGUCAGUACUACUUGCUUCAGAAUGCGCUGGGAUUCGCAUUUUUAUAAUUUAGUGAUAAAGAUAGUCGCGCUGAAUUUCAUGACGUACUAAACAUUAUUCAGUUGUCGCAAAUAUCUUUAAACUACUUUGAUAUACAUUUAUUCAAGUACCACUCUCCUCAAAUGCAACUUGAAUAACUUGAGUGCCAAUGACUUUAAUCAUAAUAUUUCUAAAAAUCGUCGAAAAAAAUGUGAAAUCUUGAAUAUUUAAAAACACAAUCUUUGUAACAUGAAUGUAAUUUUGCACAGAUAAAUAGCAUUGUAUAUUGUAAGCUAGUCCUUUUUAUAAUAAGCUUAAAACUGUACACAAAUGUGAUAUCUGAUUUUUAAAUAAUAGGUUUGAUCGAUAAUUAACAUAAAUACUCAACUAAGUUAUUGUAUAUUUUGUUACCUCUUUUUAUGUUCAUGUUCAUGUACAUAGUAGUGUAAGGAUGCAAAAUAUUUAUCGAUUUUAAUAAAGCAAAUUAAAACAAAAAACUA
Trichogramma pretiosum is the source of this 1702-nucleotide messenger RNA. RefSeq names its product fringe glycosyltransferase. NCBI's taxonomy places the organism in Eukaryota, Metazoa, Arthropoda, Insecta, Hymenoptera, Trichogrammatidae. The annotation marks the transcript as partial. Gene Ontology annotation, molecular function: O-fucosylpeptide 3-beta-N-acetylglucosaminyltransferase activity. The record is from RefSeq and is a predicted model, not a curated record. The transcript has 5 exons. Gene Ontology annotation, biological process: regulation of Notch signaling pathway. Gene Ontology annotation, cellular component: membrane.